AUGAAAAAUCAUACAUCUGCGAGCCAGUUCAUUCUUUUGGGAUUAACAGACGACCCAAAACUAAACAUUUUGAUUUUUAUAUUUCUAUUAUUCACAUAUAUACUGUCUGUAACUGGAAACCUGACAAUUAUUACCCUCACUCUGAUAGAUUCACACCUCAAAACACCGAUGUAUUUCUUCCUUAAAAAUUUCUCCUUUCUAGAAAUCUCGUUCACCACAGUUUGUAUUCCUAGAUUUCUUGUCAGCAUUGUAACAGGGGAUAUGACCAUUUCCUAUAAUUCUUGCAUGGCCCAGGUGUUUUUCGUCAUACUCCUUGGAUCAACAGAAUUUUUCCUUUUGACUGCUAUGUCCUAUGAUCGCUAUGUAGCUAUCUGUAAGCCAUUGCAUUACACGACAAUAAUGAACAGCAGAGUCUGCAUGCAGCUUGUAAUUAGUUCCUGGCUGACUGGAUUUCUCAUUAUCUUUCCACCUGUGAUUAUGGGACUUCAACUGGAUUUCUGUGACUCCAACUUCAUUGACCACUUCAUCUGUGACUCCUCUCCUAUGUUACUGAUCUCCUGCACAGACACAGCAUUCCUAGAGCUCAUGGGAUUUUUCCUGGCAGUAUUCACUCUCAUGGUAACCUUAACAUUAGUAAUUCUUUCUUAUGUAUUUAUCCUUAAGACAAUUCUGAGAAUCCCUUCUGCAUAACAAAGGAAAAAGGCCUUUUCUACUUGUUCUUCACACAUGAUUGUUGUCUCCAUUUCUUAUGGAAGCUGCACUUUCAUGUAUGUCAAAACUUCCGCAAAAAAAGGAGUGGCUUUGACCAAGGGUAUAGCCGUGCUCAAUACCUCUGUUGCCCCAAUGCUAAAUCCUUUUAUUUACUCCCUACGGAAUCAGCAGGUAAAACAGUCCUUUAAGAAUGUGGUCAAAAAAUGUUUCUCAAAUAAAUUUUAA
Messenger RNA from Carlito syrichta (Philippine tarsier), 936 nucleotides. Its product is annotated as olfactory receptor 6C76-like. Gene Ontology annotation, molecular function: G protein-coupled receptor activity; olfactory receptor activity. NCBI's taxonomy places the organism in Eukaryota, Metazoa, Chordata, Mammalia, Primates, Tarsiidae. The record is from RefSeq and is a predicted model, not a curated record. Gene Ontology annotation, biological process: G protein-coupled receptor signaling pathway. The transcript has a single exon. Gene Ontology annotation, cellular component: membrane.